AUAUAUUCUAACUAGUCAAACUAACCCCUUAAAUUUACUAGUGACGCAGACGAUAAAUUAGUUGCUCGCUGUUACCGCAGGAACACGAGUGUUGUUAUAUUGAUCCGCCAUUGAUGAUCAAAAACAUAAGGCUCUGAAACCCUAACUCUCUCACUUUAUUUUUUCUCUAAGCAUCCAGAUUUUUAGGGUUCGUUUCGAGGAAUUUCGAUUAAUCAGUUGAUCCACAAUUUAUUUGGAGUAUUACCUGUCUUCUUUAGGUUUGUUUUAUCUUAUUUACUUCAAUUUGCGUUUCCAAUCAUUUGAUUUAGGGUUCAGAGUGUUGUUUGCAUUAAGAUCGACUUCCAUUAUGACAAUCAAAGACAUGUAUAAAUUCUGUGUUGUAACGUUAUGGUGAAUUGAUUGUGCUUUUCCAUACACUCUAAUUUUUAUCCAUUCUUUUAGAUUUGGAUCAUGGGGUAGAUUUAGGGUUUUCAAUUCCAUACGCAGCUCUGUUUUGGUUCUUUGUCAUACAUAUGUCUAUUGAAUCAACUAUUUUAUUUGAAAUUGUCAUGAGGUGAAGCAAAUUUGGUUAUUUGGGCUCUUUAAUUUGGGUUUGGCAGUAAAAGGCUGGCCUAUACCAAAUUUGGUUCAGUUCCAACUAAAUUAAGCCCCUAAAUGGGUGAAUGUAAACUCUUUUUUAAUUAAGAACCCACCUUGCCUGAACAAUUAUGAUUCUUUCCAUUUGCUGGUUCUGUUUUAGAAUUGUUCUCUAGUUAUAGGUCCAGAUUUAAGAUUUCAUCUUGAUGUAGUUCUUCACAAAGGCCAAAACAUGAGAUUGCUGUAGUAUACUCCUCUUGAUUUUGAUUCCAGGGAGCCCUUAAAUUUGAGUUUCAUGAUUGCCUUUGUUGAGCGAUAAUUGGUUUAGAUUCUAUACUUUUAAGUUUCAUGAUUGCCUUAAAUUCUAUACUUACUACUUAGAUUCUAUACUCCUCCACAGUAUGAUCAUAUGAACCAAAUCUAACACUUGGUAUUACAUCACAUAUUAAGCUCCAAAACAUGAGAUUGCUGAAGUAUACUUCUCUUGGCUUUGAUUCCAGAGAGUCCUUAAAUUUGAGUUUCAUAAUUGCUUUGUUGAGUGAUGAUUGGUUUAGAUUCUAUACUUAAAGUUUCAUGAUUGCCUUAGAUUCUAUACUUAGAUUCUAUACUUCUCCACAGUAUGAUCAUAUGAAUCAAAUCUAACACUUGGUGUUACAUCACAUAAUUAAGCUCAAAACAUGAGAUUGCUGAAGUAUACUUCUCUUGGCUUUGAUUCCAGGGAGUCCUUAAAUUUGAGUUUCAUAAUUGCUUUGUUGAGUGAUGAUUGGUUUAGAUUCUAUACUUAAAGUUUCAUGAUUGCCUUAGAUUCUAUACUUAAAGUUUCAUGAUUGCCUUAGUUUCUAUACUUGGAUUCUAUAUCCUCCACAGCAUGAUCAUACGAACCAAAUCUAACACUUGGUAUUACAUCGUAUAUUACGUCCCAACCCUAUACAAUUUUGCACCUGAUGUAACCAGUACAAAUUUUGGAACCAAAUGCCCCCGUUAGGAUAACUAAACCAAAAGCUUAUUGGGGGCUGUAAUUAGAGUCUUGGAGUAAAUAUAAAAUCUUUCAAUAAUUAUUGAUGUUGCAUGUUCUGUGCGAAUGCUUGGCAUUUGGCAAGGUUUUGGUCGACAAUUGUAAUGACGAUUUUAAUCUGCAGUUUGCUCUCUGAAACAAAAGUUGUUGCUCAUGUUUCUUACUAGUGAACUGUACUUGGGUUAUCCAUGUCUUCAACAAAUAGUAUACUGUGUGCCUAUUGCUCAUGAACCAUUAGAUUCUUGCGAACGGGUUUGUUUACCUUAAACUCUCUGAAGUUAACUGUUAUUUAUGCGUAAUACUUGUAAUUUUUGCUGUUUAGGUUGCGUCGCGAAGUUUCCUUAUUAAAUCUGAUUGCUUUAAGUCCCUACAAGUCCUAAACUUUUUUCUGAAAAGAAUUCAAGAUCCCAAGAUGAACUCUCGAAAGCAGAGGUCACAGAGGCCGAUGACUUCAAAAGUAACAGAAGAUUAUAUGAGGGUGUUACAAGAUGGUGCAGCAACUUUGCCAUUUCCAUUGAGAAGCACACAGAAAACAUCCAGAAAAGGCAUGAAGAAUGACAUAAUGUUGUAUCGGCCACAAGAGAGAUCAAAGUCUUCGGCUCAGAUAGACGCUUCAAAUGUCGGAAACGAGUAUAUGGCUCUUCGACGCAAGUUCUUGCUGCUAGAGGAGGAGAGCUGCAGCUUGGGAAGUGAGUUGAGAGAGGCGGAAGACGAGAUUAAGAGUCUAGAAGAUGAGAAGCUUCAGCUCUUGGAUCAACUUAUUGUAUUGGAAGGCCUAGUUGAUCUCUGUGAAGUGCCCAACCAGUAGAUAUUGCUAUUUGUAAAUGGCUGCUACCAAUAACAGCAAACAGGAAAGAUAAGACUACUGCAUUUUUAUUUUUUUUAUAUAUAGUAGUAUAUUUUCGUUGUGUA
Messenger RNA from Amaranthus tricolor (Joseph's coat), 2503 nucleotides. RefSeq lists its product as uncharacterized. The record is from RefSeq and is a predicted model, not a curated record. Lineage: Eukaryota; Viridiplantae; Streptophyta; Magnoliopsida; Caryophyllales; Amaranthaceae. The coding region runs from base 2004 to 2399 and encodes 131 amino acids. The transcript has 2 exons.